AUGGCCAGCGCGUUUGAUGUCGCGGUGGUGGGUGCCGGCAUGGGAGCAUUCCAUGCAGCAGAGGAGAUUGCAAAGAAAAGUAAGGAUACCAAGGUGGCAUUCAUCCAUGGCUACACUUUUCAGGAGUGGGCGCUAGCAGCAGCCAUUUUCUUGAACAACCCAGAUGAGCAUGAGAAGUGGACCGCUGGUGUUCCGGAGAAGUGGCAGCAGAAGUGGGCCAACGUCCAGUACUUCAUGAGCUCGGUGGAGACCAUCGACUGCGACAAGAAGGAGAUCAAGCUGAUGAACAAAGGUCCGCAUGCUGGAGCAGUGAUUACCUACAAGGCGGUGGUCCUCGCCACGGGAAGCAAAAGCCCACUGAUCACACCAUCUCCCGGCACGUCCCUGACGGAACGGGUCUCGGAGGUGCGCGCCUGCGGGUCGGCCUUGAAGCUUUGUCAUAGCUGGGAAAUGUGUGGAGACUUCCGGGUGCACAAUGGGUACUCUGCCCGGGUGAUUUUGCUUUCUCGCUCUGGUACGGUGCUGGACACUGACUUUGGGGAAAAAUCUGCCAAGCCCGACGCGAAGGUGGUGGAGAAGGUCACAAAUGUCUUGAAAGACAAGAUGAAGGUAGAGGUGAAGCACGGAUCUGCCUCAGAUCCCAAGUUCUCCGAUGCAAUCCUCAGCCCUGGCACCCUUCAACUUGACAGCGGCGAAACCUUGGACUUUGAUGUCUACAUCCCUUGCUUUCCUAUAGGCCCCAACACCGAACGCCUGGUCUCCUCCCAGAAGAUCCUAGAUGACAGAGGUGCUUUGAUCACCAACGACAGCCUCCAAUCCACCAGCCACCCAGAGGUCUUCGGUGUGGGGAUUACCACCAAAAAGUUGUUUGGACAUCCGGUCUCCAGUCGGUUGACAGCAGCCAGCAAACACUGCGCCCAAGGGGCCCUUGCUGUCAUUCAAGGGAAGCCAGUGCAAGUCUUUCAGGACAAAGAAGCCCCACCACCCCUGCCACAACCGAUGAAUGUGAAGAUUGGCCACGGCAAAGGGGGGUAUAUGCUUUGGACUUCACUCCCGGGCCCUGCCAAGGUCUGUUGCUGUCAGUGUUGCAACGGAGGUUUCCCCUUCUGCCCGCCUCCUUGCUGCUGGUGCUGCAUCCCCGGAUGCUCCGGUGCUUGUGGCACAUGUGGCUCGCCACCUGAAGGUGAGGGCCCAGCCAGCUUCAUGGUGCACCUGCUGGCAAAGUUCCCUCCAAACCAUGGCUUCAAAGGUUUGGGUGAUUAUGGUGCCGAAGUACCGAAACAGGCAAAGAUGGCCUAG
Symbiodinium natans is the source of this 1299-nucleotide messenger RNA. Lineage: Eukaryota; Dinophyceae; Suessiales; Symbiodiniaceae. The record is from the annotation of a GenBank genome assembly.